Molecule: messenger RNA, 988 nt
Organism: Boeremia exigua
Lineage: Eukaryota; Fungi; Ascomycota; Dothideomycetes; Pleosporales; Didymellaceae
Product: SH3 domain-containing protein
Exons: 2
Coding region: 101-811 (236 amino acids)
Biological process (GO): protein transport to vacuole involved in ubiquitin-dependent protein catabolic process via the multivesicular body sorting pathway
Cellular component (GO): ESCRT-0 complex
Molecular function (GO): protein binding
Source: RefSeq, a predicted model, not a curated record
CUGCUUAACUCUUGAUAAUCCGAGUAUGUCCCAGCUAUGUGCGUGGCUAGGUCCGCCCACCUACUAACAUCAUCGUAGCACUUCCCCGCAUCACUCCACCAUGAGCGCCUUCCAGAAUGCCAUGGUCAACCGGUCGCUAGGCGACAUUAAGAACAAUCUCCAGUUCCUUCUCGAAUCCGAAGUCAUCAGCAAAGCCCAGCACGAUGCUAUGCUGCAACAGCUUCCCGUCUCUGCCGAGAACUCGACGCGCGCUCUGCCCUCAGCACCGGCUCAGCAGGUCACAAACCAACUCUCGCAGAUGAACCUCCAGCCCACGCCCUCGCAUACCCCCACCCCUGUCUCGGAGAAGAAGCAGAACAUCGGCUACUACGCUGAGAAUGUCGCGCCACCCGCCUACCCGUCCACACCCGCCCUGCCCGCCGGCCCCACAAUCCUCACACACGCCACCGCCAUGUACCAGUACAAUGCGCAAGAUGCCGGCGAUCUAGCGCUUGUGCCCAACGACAAAAUCGCCGUCACAGAGUACAUGAACGCUGAGUGGUGGAAGGGCAAGAACGAGCGCACCGGUCAGGAAGGCAUCUUCCCCGCCUCCUAUGUUCGCAAGGAGGAGAAGUCCAUGGCUCCUCCAGCCAGCAACUACGGCAACAUGCCUCUGGACGUCUCCAACGGCGCCGCUUCGCAGCAGCAGACGCCGGGCGAGCCGAGCAAGUUUGAGCAGGGCGGAAAGAAGUUUGGCAAGAAGCUCGGAAACGCCGCUAUCUUUGGUGCAGGUGCGACUAUUGGUGGCAAGAUUGUUAACGGCAUUUUCUGAUCGCAUGCAGGUGCGACUAUCGGUGGCAACAUCGUCAACUCCAUUUUCUAAGCGGUUUUCCUGUUGCGCGCUUUAUCAUGUUCACUUCCGCUGUGUUCUGGAAGUCUGGCGUUUGGGUGGAUCUUGGGUAGUGAGUGCUUUUCAUUUCAUGGUGAUGACCUUAUGAUUCUGACGACU